This is a messenger RNA of Ostrea edulis (European flat oyster), 1983 nucleotides long. RefSeq lists its product as uncharacterized. Gene Ontology annotation, molecular function: ubiquitin-protein transferase activity; zinc ion binding; protein binding. Gene Ontology annotation, cellular component: chromatin; nucleoplasm. NCBI's taxonomy places the organism in Eukaryota, Metazoa, Mollusca, Bivalvia, Ostreida, Ostreidae. Gene Ontology annotation, biological process: positive regulation of DNA-templated transcription. The coding region runs from base 348 to 1826 and encodes 492 amino acids. The transcript is spliced from 2 exons. The record is from RefSeq and is a predicted model, not a curated record.
CAUAGAAACAGGAAGACAAGCGUGCACUACUCGGGGCCAUGUUGGACAGCGAUUAUCACUUGGAUUUAGAUUUACACGAAAUUGCCUGAAAAUUGUGCUUGGAAAUUGUUAAAAGUAGGCCUAAUUAUUCAGGUAUUGUAUAACAGUAUGUUUGUGUUUAUCGUGAUUACAGAAAAUCGGACGGCUUUAAUUAAUGUACAAAAAAAAAAAAAGAAAUAGAGAUCUACGAUUAAACAAAGGAUAUUUUUAGUUACUGACGUACAUUAGUAUAUAAUCAAUAGUUCGAUAGCUUGGCGAGUUGCUAUGUGUAUAAACUCCACGGUCCUCGGUUCGGGUAGCCAGAUCUUAUGCUGCCUUUAUCAUAUUCGUAUGACCUCGGCGCUCUAGCAAUGGAUCCCGCGUGUAGCACCCAGUCGGAUGGCGUCUAUUGUGACAUGUGUGGAACGGGUGAGGUACAAAGUCACUGUGAACUUUGUAUUGUAAAUCUGUGCAUGAAGUGUGUUGGAGAACAUCUUUCUGAGCCGUACAAAAGACACACCGUGGUGCUUUAUCGACAGAGAAGUUUGGUCCCGAGGUACCCGAAAUGUCCAAACCACCCCAAUAUAAACUGCGAGUUUUACUGUCAGAAAUGUAGGGUUGUCGUGUGUCCCAUAUGUGUCUCCUCAGGUGAACACCACAGCCACACAAAAAUAAAUGUUCUGCAAAAAAGUAGUUCCAAAACAAAACGCGUAGAAGCUGAUUUGAAAAAAUCUACUGCAAAAUUGAAACCCACACAUAAAGAAAUUGCUCCAGGAGUGAAAAUUGAGAAGGCCAAUGUGGAAGAAGCGCAUGACAAACUGACCAGGCAUCUUCCCACCGUCCCAGUCGAUCUACCCAGCAUCUUCCCCGAGACGAUUAGAACAGAAGAUAUUCACCCAUUGUUUGAUUCCCUCUCCGAAUUAUCAAUCACAGGAGAUGAAAAAAACGACUGCGCAAUGAAGACACCGGAAGUUGUUCAAUAUGUUCCACCGAAACCAGAGGUCGCGGAACCGGAAGUCAUCACUACCAUCAAUACUGGGUACUUCAACGUUUACGGUGUCUGUUGCGUUGGUGACGACAAAAUCUGGACCCGUGGAAAUGAUCCAGUUAUGAAGCAUUUCAAACUUAAAGGACACAAGCUCCUAAACUCAAUCCAGACCAGUUCCGGAAAUGACCCUCUAGACAUCGCCGUGACGAAGGACGGCUACCUUGUUUACACUGACUCGAAUACACAAACUGUAAAUAUUGUGAAGAAGAAAAAGGUACAGGAACUGAUCAGAUUAGGGGGGUGGAUGCCGCUGUUUGUCUGCAACACGCUAUCUGGCGACCUCCUGGUUACCAUGUGCAGUGACAAUAAAACACAAUGUAGAGUAGUUCGUUACACCGAUUUCACGGAGACACAAAGCAUUCAGUUUGAUGAUAAAGGCAAACCUCUCUAUUCAUGUGGUUGUCUCAAAUACAUCAGUGAGAACAGGAACCUGGAUAUCUGUGUGGCAGACUGGAAAGCCAAAGCAGUAGUGGUGGUCAAUCAGUCAGGAAAACUCCGAUUUAGAUACACUGGUCAUCCCUCUAAUAUGAAGCAAUCAUUUGAUCCAGUCGGCAUCGUUACAGACAGCCAGAGUCACAUCCUGAUAGCAGACUGUAACAAUAACCGUAUCCACAUCCUAGAUCAGGAUGGACAGUUCCUCCGUUACAUUGACACCUGCGGUCUCCAGCUACCAUCUGGUUUGUGUCUCGACUCGAAAGACAACCUCUUUGUUGCUGAGCGUGCAGGAGAAACUGUGAAAAAAAUUCGAUACCAAUAUUAAAUCUGAUGGAGAUUAACACUAAUCCGUUAUAGAUUAACAUUAUACCUUGACUUGUACUGUAUGUGCUUGAUAAUUUGUUCUGGUUUUAAAUAAAGAUCACUGUGGGAAAAUGCUUUCAUCUUGAGACGAAUACUUUUCAAUAAACCUAAAAUAUUAA